Messenger RNA from Castor canadensis (American beaver), 1411 nucleotides. RefSeq names its product aldo-keto reductase family 1 member A1 (gene Akr1a1). Gene Ontology annotation, biological process: aldehyde catabolic process. The record is from RefSeq and is a predicted model, not a curated record. NCBI's taxonomy places the organism in Eukaryota, Metazoa, Chordata, Mammalia, Rodentia, Castoridae. Gene Ontology annotation, molecular function: alcohol dehydrogenase (NADP+) activity.
GCUAUAAUGCUUGGGCCCCGAGCUCUCCAAAUGAUCUCCGUGGAGAGUCCGAGUUCUGGUCCUUGAGACAUUCUGAAUCCAGGGAGGAACACGGGCCUCCUGGCUCCGGCUGCCACCCACUUUGCUCCCAGACAGGACGCGGGAGGGCGGGUCCAGCCUGCGCAGGCCCCGCCCCAGCCCCCUGAGGGCGGAGCUUCCUUCUCACCGCCAGACUUGAGUUGAGACCCUUGGAUCCUUAGCCCGGCGGGACUGAGUCUAGGCCUCUCUGUGUUGUGUGUGCUCUGUGCUUGUUCCGAGCUGUCAAGUUCCCUGCAUCCAGACAGCAACUACAGACAUCUCUGAGAAAGGGGGUGAUGGCAGCUUCCUGUGUUCUCCUGCACACUGGGCAGAAGAUGCCCCUGAUAGGCCUGGGCACCUGGAAGAGUGAGCCUGGCCAGGUAAAAGCAGCCAUUAAAUAUGCCCUUAGUGUAGGCUAUCGCCACAUUGACUGUGCUACUGUCUACGGCAAUGAGACUGAGAUUGGAGAGGCCCUGAAGGAGAAUGUGGGACCAGGCAAGGCAGUGCCUCGAGAGGAGCUGUUUGUGACAUCCAAGCUUUGGAACACCAAGCACCACCCUGAGGAUGUGGAGGAUGCCCUUCGGAAGACAUUGGCUGACCUCCAGCUGGAGUAUUUGGACCUAUACCUGAUUCACUGGCCUUAUGCCUUUGAGCGGGGAGACAAUUUAUUCCCCAAGAAUGAUGAUGGGACUAUCCGCUAUGACUCCAUCCACUAUAAGGAGACCUGGAAGGCUUUGGAGGCACUGGUGGCAAAGGGGCUGGUGAGAGCACUGGGCCUAUCCAACUUCAACAGUCGGCAGAUCGAUGAUGUACUCAGUGUGGCCUCUGUGCGCCCAGCUGUCUUGCAGGUGGAAUGCCACCCAUACUUGGCUCAGAGUGAACUCAUUGCCCACUGUCAAGCACGUGGCCUGGAGGUAACUGCUUAUAGCCCUUUGGGUUCCUCUGAUCGUGCUUGGCGACAUCCUGAUGAGCCUGUCCUGCUUGAGGAACCAGUGGUCCUGGCACUGGCUGAAAAGUAUGGCCGAUCUCCAGCUCAGAUCUUGCUCAGGUGGCAGGUCCAGCGGAAAGUGAUCUGCAUCCCCAAAAGUGUCACUCCUUCUCGCAUCCUUCAGAACAUCCAGGUGUUUGACUUCACCUUUAUCCCAGAAGAGAUGAAGCAGCUAGACGCCCUGAACAAAAACUGGAGAUAUAUUGUGCCCAUGAUUACAGUGGAUGGGAAUAGGGUCCCAAGAGAUGCAGGACACCCUUUGUACCCCUUUAAUGACCCAUACUGAGACUACAGCUUCUUGAAUUCUCUUCCAGCUCUCCACCUCCUAGAAAGAGGGAAUCAAUAAAAGCCAUUGGAACAUACAUA